Messenger RNA from Carcharodon carcharias (great white shark), 1883 nucleotides. Its product is annotated as retinoic acid-induced protein 2. Gene Ontology annotation, biological process: animal organ development. Bases 51 to 1883 code for a protein of 610 amino acids. The record is from RefSeq and is a predicted model, not a curated record. The transcript is spliced from 2 exons. Gene Ontology annotation, cellular component: nucleus. Lineage: Eukaryota; Metazoa; Chordata; Chondrichthyes; Lamniformes; Lamnidae.
CAAUAACCGGAGACAGCAGGGGAUAAUAUGCAGUGGACAGGUGAAGUUCCAUGUUCUUACCACGAUGGAGGAGACAGUGCUCACCAUCACUGAAGUGGCCAUGGCCAGCGGUCUGUGAUUGGUGCAAACACAGCCACCACACCAAAGAUUAUGUGGACACUAGUGACAGUGAGAGCAAGCUUCAGUUCUGUAGCACAAAAUGCUUGAACCAGCAUAAAAUGGAUCGAUUUUGCAAAGAGGCUCAGUCUAACCUGUCCAUGGAUGUGACAGACUCUCCAUCCCCUACAAUUGCAAACAAUAAACUAGAGAAUGGAGUGACUCAGCUCAUCACUGCAGAAGCAUGGAAUAUCAAUCCUACAGGUCUCAUGAAAAAAGCACUUUCCCCCUUAGUAGCUGUCCCAGCAUCUUCCAUUAUGACACCACAAACAGACCCACCAAAUGGAGUAUCACUUAAAGUGGCUGCCACAGUACUGCAACCAAUUUGCUUAGGAGAUAGUCCUAUGGUCCUACCUAUCCACUUGCAAGUGGCUGGGAGUUCAGCAGCCCAGAUAGCUGCUAGUGGUAAUGCACCAUGGGUAAUGACUAAUCAAGGUGCAGUGCCAUUGUCUGUGUUACUGGAGCAACAUUUGAUUCAGCAUUUAAAUUCUCCACUGCUGCUUGCUUCACCUACCACAAGCCCUGUGAACUCUGUCCAGAACCACAUUAUCCAGGGCACUGCUGGCCCUUGCAUUCAGUCUCAACCACUGGGCCAGAAACCUUUAAAUCCAGCACAGGAGUAUGACAUACCACCUCCUCUUCAGAUCCCUGGUUUUGCUACAGUCCUGCAGGACUUUUUCCCUUCACAUAGCACAGUGCCGCCAGUACCAAAUGUCCAAUCAGGCCCCGAGAAUAUGUCCGGUGGCUUCUCCUCUACUCCACACCAGAACUGUGGUGGACUGUUUUCUCCAUUAGUUCCACCUGCCACACUUCUUGUCCCCUAUCCAGUAAUAGUUCCUCUUCCAGUCCCAAUACCCAUUCCCAUCCCCAUUCCCAUUCCUGUGGCCAAGGAUCCUGAUCCUAACAGAUUCACAGACAUGCACAGAAAAACUACCUACAGUGGCAGCACCACCAGCAGAAGCACCCAGACUUCAAAUGAGAAAGAAGAACAAAAAAUCUUAGAGUGUAUCCAACACCAAGGAGUACAAGAUUAUCAACAUGCAAACUAUAAAUUCAACACUGAGGCAGAGGCGCUUGAUCUUUCCCUGAAGAGAACGUCUGUAGUAAAGAAAAAUGAGUUUUUUUAUCAACAGAUUGAACAGGAUGGUGUGCUGGACUUAUCAGUUGCAACCCCCAAGAAAGUGAAAGAGAGUCAGAACCUUCCAGGUAAUGCAUCUUCUAAUCUAUCAGCUAAUUUAUUGAAUGAGCCCCUACCUCAGUCUAGCGAAUCCUGGUCUAACACUGUGCCGCUGUUGGGUGCACAGAAAGUAGAGGCUGUGUUACAUGGCACAUCUAACAGCUGUGAGUUUUCUGGCCAGCAUAAGUGGUUGGUUGAUCAAAACUACAGUAGACUCAGGAAUGACCCGCGAGCUGGCAGUAACCCUGACACUCUGAGCAGCACUGACACUGCGAAAGUCAUCGUGUCUGUAAAAGAUGCUGGCCCAGCUAUUCUGUGUGGCAAAAUAAAAACUGUUGUUGGAGUAUCUACAAAAAACUUCUCUUACAAGACAGAUUUAUCGCAGGAAUCUGUUUUGCAAUGUUAUGAUGUCAAGUCCCAACUUGAGCUCAGAGACAGCAAAAAAAACAACAAAAAUAGAGGCAUAAAAUUAAAGAAAAUGAGCUCACAGGAUUUCCAUGUCCUUCCAAUAAAAAAACAGCGCCUAGCUGCCUUCUUUUCGAGGAAGUAA